Messenger RNA from Sinocyclocheilus anshuiensis, 1384 nucleotides. Its product is annotated as putative fidgetin-like protein 2. The record is from RefSeq and is a predicted model, not a curated record. The coding region runs from base 261 to 1097 and encodes 278 amino acids. The transcript is spliced from 3 exons. Lineage: Eukaryota; Metazoa; Chordata; Actinopteri; Cypriniformes; Cyprinidae.
GGACAGAGGGAGGUAGUGCAGUUGGAUAGAAGAAAAAAAGAAGAGGCAAGAGACAAAAAAAAGAGUGUGAGGGGCAUGGCAGCGUAAAGCUUGGAAUUUACUUAUAACUGCUACAAUGCAAUGAAGAUUGAAGGAGAGGGACUGGUAUCUGUGUUUAUGAGCUAUGGUGGAAAGAUUUUUGCACACCAAUAGCAUAUACAAUCAACUCACAAAAAUAACGCGCUGAUACAGAAUUUCGGUUAAAACAGCAUGGUGUGGCAAUGAUGCAGUGGUCAUCUGAGUGGGCGGAGCAACACUAUGAUGUCUCCUCCACCACAUCACCCCCAGUUCACCCUAAGCCCCUCCCCUUUCCACAGCCCAGUCGUCCUGCGUUCUCAGGCUACACCGACGACAUCAGUGCCCUCAGUGCCUCUAGCUUGCUAAAACGCUAUGCCGAGAGGUAUUCCUUCAACUCGGCUUUACCAGAACAUGGGAGUUUCCUAAGAAGUGAGCAGCACCAGGAGCCAUGGCCUGGGGGGUACAGCACAGACGGGCCUCCUGGUUUAGACCCAUUGAAGGGGAGCGCAAGUGAUCUCUCAGAACAACAGUACAGCGGCGGUCCCACAUCUCAGGAUUACCCAUCAUCCUACAGCAGCCAACACCUGCUGCCUAAACCAUCCUAUCUUCCGUCGCCAGCGUUUGCCUUGCCGUCUGCAUACCUGCCACCUGCACCAGGCUACGCUUAUCCCCAGCAAUGCGGUCUGAGUGCUAGUUACCCUCAUAGCACCCCUUCUCUGCUGCCCUCGGGUCUACACACCCCCACACCUCUUCACAGCAGCCACGCUGCUGCCGAACUCCCACGCAACAGGAAGUUUGGCUUCGACCAGUCCAAAACUGCCCGAGUGUCACCAUACUCAAUCAGGGACAAGACCGAACGGCAGAACAGCGACAGUGGUGGGAAUGUCAAUGAAAGUUGUGGGACGGACCUCCAGAGCUACAGGCCCGAUAGACUUUCCACUCAGUCCGAUCUUGAGGCAGAUUCUGUGGGUAAGACCAGUAAUCUUCAGCCUCUGGAGACACGGCCUUAUGGAGGCCCAGGACAGUACACAUGUCCCUGAGUCUACUUAAUGUAUUCCAACGAUCCUUUUUUAUACAUGUUUAUAGCAAUACUUGAACCUAACAAACAUCAGGGCAAAUAUAAUUAUGGUAUAAAACCAUUUACGGACUGAGAAGAUAGAUGUCUCUCUUAUGCACGUUAGCAUUAAUUCUGACUGCAGCUUUAAUGAGACCUGUAGCACAGACACCCUUUUGUAUCCCUGAAAUCACUCUUUCUUUUUUUAUUCUCUUCCUUUCCUCUUUUACUCUCUCUCUCUCUAUAAUUAUGUUGUGCAGUAAAGCACAUUAU